GGUCCACGGCCGCUUCCAGAGCGAGUGUCAUGGCGGCCGGCGUCGAGUUGGCAGGAGUUGCCCACGGACCUGGGGAAAGUCACUAAAGCAAAGGAAGAAGCGGCCCGACUCGGACGGCGGGGAGUCGUGGGGAUGAGCGGAGGCUCCUCGGGGUGACUGUGUCACGAGGGCCGGGCCUGCGCGUCCCCGGGCGGUUGGUGGGAGCCCCCGAGCCAGCGUUGCCUGGGAACCCCGCAUUGUGCGGUCACGUCCUGAGCUCAGAGUUCUGGCCCAGUCGCGCGGAGGCCGCGGCCGGAGGACGCUUGGCGGCGCCGCCUGCCCCGCGUUGCGCGCUUGUUUUCGGAGCGGACCGAGUCGGCGUCUCAGCCCGCAGCGAUGUCGUCCUGGCUCGGGGGCCUCGGCUCCGGCCUGGGCCAGUCCCUGGGUCAGGUAGGGGGCAGCCUGGCGUCCCUCACGGGCCAGAUCUCCAACUUUACCAAGGACAUGCUGCUGGAAGGCGCGGAGGAAGUGGAAGCAGAUUUAUCAAAUUCUAGAAGAAAUGAAAUUGAAGCCAUUCAUGCAGUCUUAAAAUCAGAGAAUGAAAGGCUCAGAAAGCUGUGUGUGGAUCUGGAGGAGAGGCAUGAAGCAGCGGAGCUUCAGCUAAAGCAGCAGUCUGCGAGCUACAGAAGCCAGCUGCAGCAGAAGGAGGUGGAAAUCAGCCACCUGAAAGCGAGACAGCUGGCACUGCAGGAUCAGCUGCUGAAGCUGCAGUCCGUGCACUCGGGGGCCGGCAGCGCACCAGCCGCCAGCGCAGCGUCCGCCUUCAGUUACGGGGCCAGUCACCACGCUGCAGCUUUCCGUGAUGACGACAUGGAUUUUGGUGACGUAAUUUCCUCACAACAAGAAAUAAACAGACUGUCCAAUGAAGUCUCAAGACUUGAAUCCGAAGUUGGCCAUUGGAGGCAUAUUGCACAGACUUCCAAGGCACAAGGAACACAGAGUUCUGAUCAAAGUGAAAUCUGCAAACUGCAGAAUAUCAUUCAAGAACUUAAACAAAACCGAAGUCAGGAAAUUGAUGACCAUCAACAUGAAAUGUCAGUAUUGCAGAAUGCUCAUCAGCAGAAAUUGACUGAGAUAACUCGUCGGCAUCGAGAGGAAUUGAGUGACUAUGAAGAACGAAUUGAAGAACUUGAAAAGCUGUUGGAGCAAGGUGGCUCAGGAGUUACAACAGCUGAUCAUUCUAAAGUCUCAGAAUUGCAGAAGUCUGUUCAAGUUCUGCAAACUGAAAAAGUAGAGUCUACUAGAAGAAUCAAGGAACUUGAGGAAGAAAUAAAAGACAUAAAUCAAAGGUUAUCUUCUGCAGAAAAUGACAGGGAUGUUUUGAAGAGAGAACAUGAACAGCUAAAUGUGGAAAAGAGACAAAUGAUUGAAGAAUGUGACAACUUGAAACUGGAGUGUAGUAAAUUGCAGGCGUACGCUAUGAAGCAAGGUGACGCUGUGGCAGGGAAGGAGGCAGUUCUUGUGCAGAGUCCCGCGACGGAAGAGGUGCUGAGGCUGCAGCAAGCCCUGUCUGAUGCUGAAAAUGAAAUUAAAAGACUGAGUAAUUUAAACCAGGAUAACAGUCUCACUGAUGAUAAUCUGAAACUUAAAAUGGAAGUGCAAGUUUUAGAAAAAGAGAAGUCGUUACUGAAUCAAGAAAAGGAGGAACUUCAGAAAUCACUUGUAAAAUUAAAUAAUGAAUAUGAAGUCAUUAAAAACACAGACAUGAGAAAUUUGGAUUCAGAAUUACAUGACUUAAGAUGUAAUUUGGAGGCAAAGGAACAAGAACUCAAUCAGAGUAUUAAUGAAAAGGAAAUACUGAUGGCUGAGUUGGAAGAACUGGACAAACAGAAUCAAGAAGCUACAAAGCAUGUGAUUUUGAUUAAAGAUCAGCUAUCAAAACAACAAAAUGAAGGCGACAUCAUCAUCAGUAAACUAAAACAAGAUCUGGAUGAUGAAAAAAAGAGAGCUCACCAACUUGAGGAUGAUAAAGUGAACAUUAUUAGAGAGUUGGAUGUGGAGAAAGAAAAGCUAAUUCAGAGUGGGUGGGCACUGAAUGAUUUGCAUUUAGCCAAGCAGAAGCUUGAGGAGAAAGUAGAAGAUUUAGUAGAUCAGCUAAAUAAAUCACAGAAAAGUAAUACAAGCAUCCAGAAAGAGAACCUUGAACUUAGGGAGCUUAUUUGCCAAAACGAGGAGGCGCUCUCUAGAGUCAGGAAUGAGUUACUCCAGUCUCUCAGUCAAGACUUCCACAGUGAUUUUAGUGAGAAGCUCCCUAAAGGAAAGGAAACGGAAGCGCGAAAUUUACAGCAGAAUCUGUCAGAAAUAGAACAGCUCAAUGGGAAGUUAAAGAAAGUUGCUUUUGAUCUCAAAAUGGAAAAUGAAAAGUUGCUUUCAGCAUACGAAGAGGUAAGACAUCAGUUGGAAGAAUCCGUUGCUGUUAACCAUCAGAUUUCUGUGGAAAAAGACAGUGUUGUGGAGCCUCCAAGAAGGGCGGAGGGGCAGGCGGAAGCGGGGUUACGUGGGGCUGAGCAGAGCGGUGAGGGACUGGGUCCCGCGGCCUUGCAGCUGGAGUGUGAGCAUUUAAUUCAGCUCAGUCAGGAGAAAGACCUGGAAAUAGCAGAUCUCAAAAAGCACAUCGAGCAAAUGGGUACCGAGCAUAAGGAAACCAAGGAAAUGUUGUCAUCUAGUUUAGAGGAGCAGAAGCAAUUGACACAACUGAUAGACGAGAAAGAAAAUCUUAUUGAACAACUUAAAGAAAGAAGUUCGGUGCUGCAGGAGGAAUUAGAUAAAUACACUCAGGCCUUGAAAAGCAAUGAAGUUUUAAGGCAGACGCUGGAGGAAAAGGAUAGAAGUCUGGGCUCCAUGAAGGAAGAGAACAAUCACCUGCAAGAACAGCUGGAGCGCCUGCGGGAGCGGCAGAGCCGGGCUGCGCAGGGGGCCGAGCCGCGAGCCCCCGACGGCGCUGCCGAGCUGGAGUCAGAGGUGUCCCAGCUGACCGUCACCAAGCGCCACCUGGAAGAGGAGAUCAGGCAGCACCAAAAGGUCAUUGAAGAUCAAAACCAGAGUAAGAGACAGCUCCUUCAGUCUCUGCAGGAGCAGAAGAAGGAAACGGAGGCGUUUAAAUACCAGUACGAGCAAAUGAACGCCACACAUGCGCAGCUGUUUCUAGAGAAAGAUGAGGAAAUCAAGAACUUGCAGAAAACAAUCGAACAGAUCAAAACGCAGCUGCGUGAGGGACGACAGGACAUGCACACCGAGAAUUCUGAUAUUUUCCAAGAAACGAAAGUUCAGAACCUUAGCAUAGAAAAUGGAAGCGAGAAGCAUGAUUUAUCUAAAGCUGAAACAGAAAGAUUAGUGAAAGGGAUAAAGGAGCGAGAGCUGGAGAUUAAGCUUCUCAAUGAAAAGAAUAUAUCUUUAACCAAACAGAUUGAUCAGCUGUCCAAGGAUGAGGUUGGCAAGCUCACUCAGAUAAUCCAGCAGAAAGACUUGGAGAUACAAGCUCUCCAUGCUAGAAUUUCUUCGCCUUCCUACCCCCAGGACAUCCUGUACCUGCAGCAGCAGCUCCAAGCCUACGCUAUGGAGCGGGAGCAAGUGUUAGCUGUCCUGAGUGACAAGACAAGGGAAAACAGCCACCUGAAAACAGAGUACCACAGAAUGAUGGACAUAGUCUCUGCCAAGGAAGCGGCCCUCGUGAAGCUGCAAGACGAAAACAAACAAAUGUCCACCAGGUUUGAAAGUAGCGGCCAGGAUAUGUUCAGAGAAACUGUUCAGAAUCUGUCACGGAUCAUCCGAGAGAAGGACAUUGAGAUCGACGCACUAAGCCAGAAAUGUCAGACUCUACUGACCGUCCUGCAGACGUCUGGCGCCAGCAGCGAGGCUGGCGGUGUCAACAGUAACCAGUUUGAGGAGCUGCUGCAGGAGCGUGACAAGUUAAAGCAGCAGGUGAAGAAGAUGGAGGAGUGGAAGCAGCAGGUGAUGACCACCGUGCAGAACAUGCAGCACGAGUCGGCCCAGCUGCAGGAGGAGCUGCAUCAGCUGCAGGCGCAGGUGUUGGUGGACAGCGACAACAACUCUAAACUGCAAGUGGACUACACGGGCCUGAUCCAGAGUUACGAGCAGAAUGAAACCAAACUGAAAAACUUCGGGCAGGAGCUGGCGCAAGUGCGGCACAGCAUAGGGCAGCUUUGCAGCACCAAGGACCUUCUUCUGGGCAAACUUGACAGCAUUUCACCCCAGCUGGCUCCUGGGCCGGCCCCGGCUUCCGAGGCAGCGGGGCCUGCUGCAGCCGGCGAGGCCGCUGGGGCCUGCGAGGCGUCUCCGCGGCUGCGGCAGGAGGUGGAGGAGCUGAGGAGGUCGCUGCAGCAGAAGGACGCCGCGAUCAGAACGCUGCAGGAGGACAACCGCCGGCUGUCCGACUCCAUCGCCGCCACCUCGGAGCGGGGGAGGAGGGAGCACGAGCAGAGCGGCUCGGAGAUCAGGCAGCUGCAGGAGCGGCAGGACGCCCUGCAGAGCCUGCUCAGGGAGAAGGACCUCCUCCUCAAGGCCAAGAGCGAUGAGCUGCGCUCCUCCAGCGAGGAGGUCACCAACAAAGUGAACGAGAACGAGCUCCUGCGGCAGGCCGUCACCAACCUGAAGGAGAGGACGCUGAUCUUGGAGAUGGACAUCUCGAAACUGAAGGGAGAAAACGAGAAGAUAGUGGAAGCGGCCAGGGGGAGGGAAACCGAGUACCAGGCACUGCAGGAGACCAACAUGAAGUUCUCCAUGAUGCUGCGAGAGAAGGAGUUCGAGUGCCACUCGAUGAAGGAGAAGGCUCUGGCCUUUGAGCAGCUGUUGAAAGAAAAAGAGCAGGGCAAGGCUGGGGAGUUAAAUCAACUUUUAAAUGCAGUUAAGUCAAUGCAGGAGAAGACGGUUACGUUUCAGCAGGAGAGAGACCAGGUCCUGCUGGCCCUGAAACAGAAGCAGAUGGAAAGCAGCACCCUGCAGAAUGAGGUUCAGCACUUACGUGACAAAGAAUCACGGCUAAACCAGGAGCUGGAGCGGCUGCGGAACCAUCUUUUAGAAUCGGAGGAUUCUUACACUCGGGAAGCUUUGGCUGCAGAAGACAGAGAGGCUAAACUAAGGAAAAAAGUCACAGCAUUGGAAGAAAAGCUAGUGUCAUCCUCCAGCGCAAUGGAAAAUGCCAGCCACCAGGCCAGCGUGCAGGUGGAGUCGUUGCAGGAGCAGCUGAACGUGGUCUCCAAGCAGAGGGACGAGGCCGCGCUGCAGCUGUCCGUGUCUCGGGAGCAGGUGAAGCAGUACGCGCUGUCCCUCAGCAACCUGCAGAUGGUGCUAGAGCACUUCCAACAAGAGGAAAAAACUAUGUAUUCUGCUGAGUUAGAAAAGCAAAAGCAGCUUAUAGCUGAAUGGAAGAAAAAGGCAGAAAACCUGGAAGGAAAAGUGGUGGCAUUACAAGAACGUUUGGAUGAAGCAAAUGCUGCGUUGGACUCAGCGUCAAGACUUACAGAACAGUUAGACCUGAAGGAAGAACAAAUUGAAGAACUUAAAAAACAAAAUCAGCUCCGACAAGAAAUGCUGGAUGAUGUACAAAAGAAAUUGAUGAACUUAGUAAACAGCACAGAAGGAAAAGUGGACAAAGUCCUGAUGCGCAACCUCUUCGUUGGGCAUUUCCACACACCGAAGAGUCAGCGACACGAAGUGUUGCGGUUGAUGGGCAGCAUCCUGGGCGUGAAACGGGAGGAGAUGGAGCAGUUGUUUAAAGAAGAUCAGGGUGGUGUGACCAGGUGGAUGACAGGAUGGCUUGGAGGAGGAUCAAAAAGUGUCCCCAGCACACCCUUGAGACCCAAUCAGCAAUCCAUGCUUCACAGUUCUUUUUCAGAACUUUUUGUUAAAUUCCUAGAGACAGAAUCUCAUCCAUCUGUUCCACCACCAAAACUUUCUGUUCAUGACAUGAAGCCUCUAGAUUCUCCAGGAAGAAGAAAACUGGAUACAAAUGCACCAGAAAGUUUCAAAGAUCCAGCGGAGUCCAGGUCUGGUAGAAGAGCUGAUGUGAAUCCGUUCCUGGCCCCCCGCUCUGCUGCCGUGCCCCUUGUUAACCCAGCUGGACUUGGCCCCGGGGGGCCUGGGCACUUGCUCCUCAAACCCAUCUCAGAUGUUCUGCCCACGUUCGCCCCUUUGCCGGUGUCGCCGGACAACAGCGCUGGAGUUGUGUUGAAAGACCUUUUAAAGCAAUAAAGGACCCUCCAGCCAGAGCCAGAGACGACACAGCACUUUAAAGAAACCGUGAGCGCUAUGCGAUGUCCGUUAUCACAAAGUGCCCUUGGGAAGACAUUCAUGUGUAUGUUUGUAGUUGUACUUUCUCUAAGUUUAAUAAAAAUGUUCUCAGUGCUUUUAGAAAUCGGCAGGAGUCAGAGGAACAGCUGUUCUUUUCCUUCUCUGAUUUGACCUAAUACAAACUAGAAAUACUUGAUUUACCCUUUUCUUAAUUUACAUUUUAAAAAGACAAAUCCUGGUCGCUGUACUAUACAUCAGCUUUUUAUUUCCUUCUCUGGUUUUCAAGCUCUCCUAAGCUAGAGACAAGUGAUUCACCUUUCAAAGCUCAGAGUCUGGGCGCUAUGUAGCAGAGAGCUGAGGCACGUAGUGCGUGCGCAGGCCCCGGAGCCCGGGAAUGGCAAGUGUGCGAGGGUCUGUGCGGCAUCCGCCCGGCUGUGCUCACGUGACCAGCACCCCAGUCAGGGUGCAGGCCUUGGUCCAUCGUAGCCUUAACCCCCUCGUCUACCCCCUCCUCGCUCCUGCCGUAACCCCUGGCGGCCGCCCAGCGAGCGUCCCUUCAUUGGCAGGUGCAUGGUGUGGGCACCCUUGCAUUUUAAGGCCUCUGGCGUCUGCUUAGAGGUCGCAUCUUAAAGUCAGAGCUCCCUCACGCAGGUGCGCAGAGCCCGCGCCCGCGCCUCCACACCCGCCCGCCCUGCGGUCGCUCUGACAGUACCAGCGCCAGGUGUUUGUGACCUAAGAGGACGAGAGUAUUGCUUUAAUUUUGUGUUAAACUAUCAUGAAAAACCCUGACUUGAAACUUAAUUGUAUCAAGAUGUUCAGAUUUGUGUUAGUUGUUGAAGUUGUACAUUUAAAAUGACACUUCUCGUGUAUGUUGUGGAUUUCAAUAUGCCUUUAAAAUAGCAACAUUUUGUAUAGCAAGGAAAGGUGAAAAUAAGACUAAUCCAAGUAUGUAAAUAGGCCUGGCUCUGGCCAGAGCUUACUUUGGUUGUUUGUAUGUUUUGCUGUGGCUCACGGAAUAUUUCUAAUGUAUUUGAAGACUGUUGACGGCAGGUGAAACCUGUAUCCGCCAUCCCUAUGUACCCUGGCGGGAAGCUGGUGCACAGAUCCUGUGUAAGAACUUCUCAGCUGGCCCUGGGCUUACGCUGAGCAAGCGCCGGCACUCACGGCUGCAAGUGACGCACUGGGCCUCCCAGAUACCCCAGCUCAGCGGCACCGGGCCUCCGGGACACCCUAGGUCAUUGGCACUGGGCCCCCGGACACCCCAGCUCAGUGGCACCGGGCCUCCCGGACACCCCAGCUCAGCGGCACCGGGCCUCCCGGACACCCCAGCUCAGCGGCACUGGGCCUCCUGCGCCGCGCGGUGCCGCCCCUGGCCUCUGCCUGCACACAGCACGGGAGAGGAUCGAGUUUCAGACUGCGUGUGUGGAAGGCGGAAGAAUCGGAAGUGGGGGCCGACUGUCACUCCUGGAUCCCUGUGUGCUCCUUCCGAGGACGUUCCCGCUGGCCGUCCUGAAUCACCUGCUGCUUCGCCACUGGAGUUUUAGUUCAGUGCGGAGCAGCUGAAACACUAGGUUCAAGUUUAAAACAAAAACGGUUCUUCAUUUUGAGGACAUGCAGAAAAUGUUUUAUUUUGAAGAGGACGUGCAUGGUGGGUAUGUAAGUAGUAUGUCACCAUAUUUGAAAUGCCUUUUAUGACAUUUUGAGUAUUUCCUUCCCUGGUCAGAACAGCCUGUCUCCCCCCACCCCGCCCCCCAACUCGGCAGUUCAGCGUUCGUUUGAAAGCUGUCGUGGAUGGACUGCAUAUCCACAGAGCACAGAGCACGCUGUUACAGAGCUGCUGGUUAGUAAGUGCGUCCCAGAUAGUCUUGUCCUGAAGCUGUGUCCCAAAUGCUUCCUCCGUACCGUUGAAGCUGCGGCUGGCUGACUCGCUUUGACCCCAAGCAGACACAGCUCGCCCGCUGCCCUGAAGCCGAGCCGUGUCAGAGGUGAGCCGUCUGCUCAAGGAAUCUCUCCUGUCGAGACUGAGGGAGCCUGCCGUCCCAGUGUUCGCCACAGGCCGCUGCUGUCAGUACCUGGGCUGCGGUAUCAGUAUGCAGCUGCGGUCAUUUUACUGUUUGUGGUUGAUCUCUGCCUGAGCUGCCCGUUUUUCACAACAUUCCUGGUGGUUUUCAGCCGUGUGUAGCUGAACGAUACUGCAGCACAGCUUCCCUGCAGGCGUGGGUUGGACCCUUCUGGUGUAGUACUGUGUCCCUCGGUGGUGUGAGUUAGUUCCUACCAUUCUUGAUUUGAGCAAAUAAAGGAAAAAAGCACAACAGAACCAUGGGAACAGAGGAAUGACUUUCUCGCAGCUAAUCAGCUAAAGCUUUAAGUAUCCCACCCCAAAUAAAGCCUUCCGUUUCGUUUAACCUCCUAAUGGUUACCUGAGAGGGACCCCUCCCGAGUCAGUGGUUUGGUGAGAAGUACUUAGAAAGUGCUGUGUGGCAUCAAACGUAAGAGCAUUUGAAUUUGAUUUCUAAAGCUAGUGAAGUUUUUCAUAUGUCCAAGUAUGUAAAACAUCUUCCAUCAAUGAAAAUAUAAUUUUGUAAAUACCAAAUGAGCUGUGAUAUUUAUUUUAUAUAUUCCUAUGGGAAAAAAAUAAUGUUCUGAUAUUUGUAAUUAUUUGCCAAUCUUUACUUUUUAACCUAUUAAGUUAUCUCUAUUUAAAAAUUUCAAAUUUUUGGGCUCAGUGUUAUGGCGUAAUGGGUCAAGCCCUAGCCUGCAAUGCUGGCAUCCCGUGUGGGCUCCGGUUUGUGUCCUGGCUGCUCCACUUCUGAUCCAGCUCCCUGCUAUGGCCUGGGAAAGCAGCGGAAGAUGGCCCAGGUGCUUGGGCCCCUGUGCCCACAUGGGAGACCUGGAAAAAGCUCCUGGCUUCAGCCUGGCCCGACCCUGGCUGUUGCAGCCAUUUGGGGAAUGAACCAGCAGAUGGAAGAUUUCUCUGUCACUCCUCUCUGUAACUCUGACUUUAUCAAGUAAAUAAAAAUAAAUCUUAAAAAUAAAUAAAAUUAUAAAUUUUCUCUUGAUUUUUAGAGAAAUAUCUAAAUGUGGGGAAAUUUCCAAGCCAACCUUAAUAUUAAUUAUGUUUUAUAGCGCUAAAGUCAAUGCAUCUUUUAAUUUCUCAGGAGCAUUGUAAGGCAAAAAAUAUUCCAAAUAAAGAUGAUAUAUGUAAGUUGGCAA
Molecule: messenger RNA, 9501 nt
Organism: Oryctolagus cuniculus (rabbit)
Lineage: Eukaryota; Metazoa; Chordata; Mammalia; Lagomorpha; Leporidae
Gene: TRIP11
Product: thyroid hormone receptor interactor 11
Biological process (GO): Golgi organization; endoplasmic reticulum to Golgi vesicle-mediated transport
Cellular component (GO): Golgi apparatus
Molecular function (GO): small GTPase binding
Source: RefSeq, a predicted model, not a curated record